Molecule: messenger RNA, 5285 nt
Organism: Sapajus apella (tufted capuchin)
Lineage: Eukaryota; Metazoa; Chordata; Mammalia; Primates; Cebidae
Gene: CABCOCO1
Product: ciliary associated calcium binding coiled-coil 1
Exons: 7
Coding region: 4348-4968 (206 amino acids)
Source: RefSeq, a predicted model, not a curated record
AUCGCAUACAGAAGAACAGUUCUAGUUUUGCAUCUAUAAAUAAUUAUGAUUACAUAUUUAAGCUUUUUUCAAAAUAUUUGUUAUAAUACUAUGCACUGAAAUAUAUCUGGACUCCGAAACACAAAAAUUCUCAAAGAACUUUUUACGCUACACAACAGUCUCCUUUAUGAAGAAAAUACAUUGUAAACCAACUUACCAAUAUUAACCAAGAGCAGAGGUUUGUUGGUAAAAGCAGGCUCUAGCAUGUGCCGUCUUCUACUUUUUUUCUGUUUCAUUCAUAAAAUUGUCAAUAUGCACAUUAGCCCAAAGGAUGUUUUCCCUCACUGUAAGAAGAAUAAGUUGUGUUUUCUGUACUCAGAAUGGAAAAUGCAUUUUGUUAUAUUGGAAAUCUUGAAUACUAGCCAUCCACCUGUGAUUUUCUUAGCCAUCUGCCUGUGAUAUUAUUAUCAGGCAUAAUACUAUACUAAGUACUCUGCAUACAUGUUACUUACAAAUGUGAUUACAAUGGAAUUUAUAGGCAGUAAUUCUAAUAUAUAUACAUCUCACUCUUUAGGCGAUUUACUUCUACAAUAGAUCAUCUAUUUAGAACUUUUGUCAGAUACAUCCAACAGCAUAAUAUCCUAAAUGUUGUUUUUAGUAAUCACCCAUUUAAAAAAUGAUCUCACUUUAGAAUGGAAGCCUAAUUGGCCAUAAUGUGUGGAGAGUGGGGAUGAUGUCAUGCACUGGACUGUACCAUCCUGGUAUCAGGCCUCUGCAGGCCAGUCCUUGGGACACAAGCAGGGUGUCGUGGACCAUAAUAGACAAAUAGCAAAUGACUCUGUCAGUGGUUAUCACUGACAAAUUUUACAAAUGUACAGAAUAAAGAUGACUUGCUACUGAGAAGGGAAUAUGACAGAUGUCCUGGCUGGAAGAAAAAUCUGAGAAGGGAAGGCUUAUCAAGAGCAGGCGAAUAACACUGACAGGCCUUUUCCUGAACCGCUCAGCUCCAGCACUGGCAACCUCUGCUAGAAAUUGAUGAUUUGUGAUCGGCCAUACUGCUUACUAUCUGCAUCUCUACAAUAUUAGGGAAUUUAAAAUUUCACAGAUUUUAAACAAGUAUCUCCUGAUGAUUUUACCGUUUUUAUAGAAAUUAAUGUUUGUUAGGAAUUCUGAUUCUUAGUGUAAGAAUUGAUCUGUAAAAUGCAUGUAUCAUAUUAAUACCACUGAUCAUGCCUUUAGGUAGAAUGUUAUUUUCCAUUUCCAUGUGCCCCCAAAUGUCAUUGAUCAUUGCAAUGUGAAACACUAGGUAUUUGAUACUAGGCAAAAUAGUACAAUGCAGAUAGCAGACAUUUUAUACAGUUCAUCAUUUGUUUAUAUUAAAUGUCAAGUAAAAGGUGUUAUAUUAAGUACAAUUAAUAUUAAAUAAAAAGUGUUGCAAACAAGUGCUUUUUAAAAUUCGUUCUUCCCACAUUGUAAGUCGUGCUAUGUAUUGCACUUUGUAUGACAAGAAUUUUUUGAAUUAUUGGCUCUCUUUGUUGUUAAAUAUCUAAAUGCUGAGCAUAUAUUUAAUCUUUAGUUGGUAAGGCCUAGGAUGCAGUAAGUGAUGCAGAAGGUGAUGCAGAAGUUAGCAAUAUAAAAACAUCCAGGUUCAAUAGCAGGUUGACCUUUUUAGACUGUCUCAUUAAUGUAGAAAUCACCUGAAGUGAUCUCAAAUUUUAAGACAUCAUCUUUGGAUAAAUAACAUGAGUAUUAUAUUAGGAGCCAUUUCUUUGUAAAACAAUUUUCUUGAGAUUCUUUACAUGAUUUUGAUAAAGGUAAUCCUGAAAUAUUUGAAAUCAGUCACGCACUUUCAAUUUAAAAUAGCAUUAUUAUAAAUGGGGUUAUAUGCUUUUCAAAAUGACAGAAAUACAGUUUAAGUAUCCUAUCACCAAAUGAUAGAAGUAUGUGAAAAUCAUACAGUCUAAAAAGUUAUAAGCCUAUUAAAGUUAGAAAUCAGCACAUUUCCCUACCUCUUAAAAUUAAAAAUUGCUCUCCAUGAAAGCAGCCAACCAAAUGAAACAUUUAAAGUGUCAUUAAAACAUAUUUCUGAAAUUCACUUUAAGCAGUUAAAUGUCUGGGUACAUUUCUCAUGAUCUCUUAGCUGCUAUCAAUCAUAAAUAUUUUAAUGUAACCUUGACUUUAUUUAUAGAUCCAUCUCAAUUUUUUUUAAAAAAGAAUAAGGACUAAAAGUAACUAUAUAAACACAAAAAUAACACUGAGACAUCUUUAAUAAUCUUUCGGUAGCUGGGCUUCCAUGAGCUACUGAGCUCUUGCCUUGAGGCCUAUUUCUGCAUGUCAUAUUUAAGAAGUAAAAUGCACCCCAUUGUCAAGAACAUGCAAGAAUAUUGUAAUAUUUUUACCCAAAUUCUUGGUGAGACAAAAUAGAUAGGUAUAUCACCUAUCAUCACUAUACCAAACUUUCUAAAAUACAAUGAAUCAUCUUUCUCUUUCCCUACAUUCUGUCAUGCUACAGCUGUGGCCAUCUCUCCCCUCUCCCCUGUUCCAUCUCCUCUUACAGAGAAAAAGUUUACAUAUUUGCCAGUAAAAUACUGGAAACUUUGCAUUCAAACCAUAGCAGUAUCUUGCUCCAAUUGCCUCCCUACAUAAUCUCCUUUGGAGUGAAAUGACUGAGGAAAGAAUGGAAAUGGUAAAUCCUUGGCCCUGUAGUUCAAGUUAAAAGUGAAGAGACAAAUGGUAUUAGGGAAAAUGGUGAAGGGGAUGUGGAGGACAGCAAAGUUGAAAGAGAUCACAGAGAUUUCACCAAAAUAUUCUUUGGCAAGUAGUUACUGUCAUUCAAACACAACUAAACAUUGAAAAGUAAAAAUAAAAAGCAAAGAACAUAUGCAAAUAUUCAGGGCAAAUAUUUAAUUUAAAAUACAUAGUGUGCAGAUGGCAGAUGAUGAGUAUACUUAGAAGAAAAACUAACUGCUAGAAACAGAAGAAAAUGUUGGGUUAAAGCUAAUAAUUAAAGAGGACAUCAAAUUCACAGAACAAGAGACCAAAAAAAAAAAAAAAAAAAAAAAAAAACAUGGUAAAAAAAUAGAAAGAAGAAGCUUUUAGAACCAAGGCAAGGAACUCAGGCUAAGAGUAAAACCAAUGUAGAACUUACCUUGCUGAAAAUCAAGUCAGUAAUAUGGAAGACAAAUUUAAGAAAACUUAUAUAAAGUGUAAAUAAAGCAAUUAUUUGAAGAUACUAGAAUAUACCUUCAACCUUCAACAUAGUGAAUCAGAAAAAAUAAUCUACACUUCGUAAAAGCUUUGAUUUCAAUAUUUUAGUAGAAUAAAAUCUCAUGUAUUGCCUUCUUCCUGGGAUAAAUUUAAAGUAAGUCACCUAGAGAGGAAAAUAACAGUCCUCAGACUUUUCCUUAGCAAGGUUAGUCUCCAAAAUUCAGUAGUGUGACAAGUAGCCAAAAUUUAGAAGUUGAGAGAAUAUGAUUACAAAAUAAAAUACUAUUUGUGUCUGUUGUUUAGUUAUAAUGGCAACAAGAUACUGCAAUAUGUAGACCAACUCAGAAAAUACAGUAUUCAUGUGGUCCUAUUGAAAAAUUUACCUCAUAACCCAGCUGAAAGAUAAAUCAGUUCAUUGGUGAAUUUUAAACAAUAAAACCUGCCAAUCAGAAAUUGUGAUAUAAGAAAUCUGGCAGUAAGUGUGGACCAUUUAAAAUUAAAAUAAAAUAAAAUAUCAUAACAAUAAACUAAAACAAUAUUCUAGAACAUGUCAACAAAAAUAGGCAAGCACAUGAGAAAAAAAAUAAUUGAAUUUCCUUUUCUCACCAAAAAUAAAAUUGAAUUGAAGCAGAUGACCCCUAUUUAUAGUAAUGCUAUUUUAAAUUGAGAGUGAGUGAGUGCAAAAUACUUCAGGAUUACUGUUACAAAAAUCAUAUAAUCACAAGAAAAUUGCUUUAAAAAAUGGCUCAUAACAAAAUGCUUUUAAAAACUUGUAUCAGAGAUGUAAAGGGUUAAUGUCCCUAAGUUUGCAAAAUACUUUGAUAAAUUUAUAAGAAAAAGUAACCAAUAGAGGACAUUAAAAAGAAAUUCAACCUAAUGAAUAAGCAAAGACAUAUAGAAGAUAGUAAUUUUUUCUGUUAGAUCGAUAGACAUUAAGAUUACGGACAAAAUCCAAAACUAGAUUGGAGUAUAAAGAAGCGGACAUUCCUGUGUGGUGUUGAUGAAAGACUUAUUUGGCACUUCCCUUUCUGGAGGGAAGUUUAGCAGCAUAUCUCACCAUGAAAACUCAGAAUCUUUUUGAAUUUCAAAAACCUUGAAACUUGUUUAAAGGAUGCCAUUCUACUGGAUUAUUAUGUAUCUGGAUUUUUGUGGGCUAGAAGAAUGGAUUUCUCUGUUAUUCAAUAUUCGAAAUUUAUGACUUUGUUAGCCAUGUUGCUUCAGAAUCUUAAAACACUACAUAUGUCCUUAGAGGACAGCAUAAAAUGGCUUGGAGAAGUUAUGGCUGAAAUAGGACCAAAUCAUUCACGAAAAAGUGAGGAAUGGAAUAUCUUUGAUGUAAAACAAGCCAAUGCUAUCAUUGAUUACAUAAAAAUCAGCUUAUUUCAACACUACAAGCUCUACGAAUUUAUGUUCUACUCUGCCAGGGAAGAAAUUGUGAUAGGAACUGAGCAAGUGAUAGAGGUUGUCAAGCCUGCAGGUGGCCCUUUCCCAGAACCUCUGGAAGAAGGAAUCUCAUGUGAUAUUUACUCAACAUUCAUAGAGCCCCCCACAACAUUGGAUAGAGAAAUGAAGGGGUUGGAUCAAGAACAAGGCCCUGAGGAGUCUCAGCCAGAAACCUCAGAUGUGGAUCCUUCAUUUGGUUUCACCAUUGAAGAUGUAAAAUCAGUGCUGGAUCAAGUCACAGAUGACAUUUUAAUCGGCAUUCAGACCGAGAUAAACGAAAAACUGCAAAUACAGGAAGAGGUCUUUAAUGCACGAAUAGAAAAAUUGAAAAAGGCCUGAGGACUCCGUACAAGGAGAGUGAUGCUAAACUUCACAGAAACAAACAAAACCAGCCAGAAUAAUAGACUCUCUGGAGCGUCAUAUCGCCAUCACUUAGUUGUGAAAGGAAAACCAAGCCCCACUUUUUAUUAUCCUAAGUAAUUAGAAAAGUAUUCGUCCCAAUUUUGCUAUCUCCCGUCUCAUAACAGCCUCUGAUGGGCUGCACCAAGCAUAAUAAGAACAUUUUGUAUACAAGAGUUUAAAGAAUUAUAUUUAAAAAAUACUUUGACGAUAGUCCUUUGAUGUUUUGACUAAUAAAUGCUAUUCAUCUUCAAGGA